AUGCCAGAUAUUAGGAGGCAGGGCGCACAGACAAUUUGCGCUGCCCUAGGCUUCUUUGCAUCAUAUGGGUUGCUGAUUCUUGAGAUCCUAAUGGCCAUGGUUCCACUGCAUCACAACGAGCAAUUGCGAGGAAUACCCUUUCUAGAACACACUCAUAAGGUACACAAAAUGGAACUCAUCUUGAAUAUGGAAAUUAUUGCUGAAGCUGCUCUGGGCAACGGCUAUCGAUUCCUCUCGCAAAGGGUAGCGUGGCAUAGGCUCGGAAGUCCAACACUCAACCAAGAUGAAGCACUUGCUGUGGUAUUUGUCCUAGUGUUUGGCUAUGGUGGGGAGAGGAUUAGUAGAUGGAAUAGUAGGUUUUGGGCACUUUCAUGGAAUAUUAAUCGUUAUAGACAAACACACCAUUGUGAUUGUGACUAA
Messenger RNA from Ilex paraguariensis (yerba mate), 420 nucleotides. The record is from the annotation of a GenBank genome assembly. NCBI's taxonomy places the organism in Eukaryota, Viridiplantae, Streptophyta, Magnoliopsida, Aquifoliales, Aquifoliaceae.